UUCAUAAACACGCCCACGUUUUUGCCGCAUGGUGGAUUGGGGAGUUUUACUGGUUUAACGUUUUACUGGAAUCAACGUGGAAGUUGGAAGUUGUGUGUCUAUAUGUGAUUGUUUUGCAGUCAGAUUAGAGUUUGUUGCAGUCUCUGAAGUAAUGAAGUAGCUGUCACACUCAAGAACCUGGCCGUAAACCAAACUCUAUUCUUCGACAUUCGGCUAGUUAGCUUGUUAUGCUAGCUGGCAGGCAGUUCUACUAAGAAGUACAGCAUGAAGAGUUACAAUGGCAACACCAAUGUUAUGGACAUGUUCGAAAAGGGAAAGGUCCUGAAAAUAUGUGCCCCUAUGGUCCGAUAUUCAAAGCUUGCAUUCAGAUCCUUGGUGAGAAAAUACAACUGUGAUAUUUGUUUUACCCCAAUGAUAGUUGCUGCAGAUUUUAUGCGAUCUGUCAAAGCAAGAGAUAGUGAAUUCACCACUAAUGAAUGUGACCGGCCACUAAUAGUGCAGUUUGCUGCGCAUGAUGCUCAGACUCUGGCUGAUGCAGCCUGUGUAGUGGCACCUUUCUCAGAUGGAGUUGACCUCAAUUGUGGCUGUCCCCAGAGAUGGGCUAUGUCAGAAGGAUAUGGUGCAUGUCUCAUCAACAAGCCUGAACUUGUGAAAGACAUGGUGAGACAUGUCAGGAACCAAGUGGACAAUCCGAACUAUACAGUAUCCAUUAAAAUAAGAAUUCACAAAGACAUAAAGCAGACUGUGGAUCUCUGCCAAAAGGCUGAAUCAGCUGGUGUGUCGUGGAUAACAGUGCAUGGCCGUACAACAGAAGAACGUCACCAGCCAGUCCACUACGAUGCCAUAAAGACAGUCAAAGACAGCGUAUCGGUUCCUGUUAUCGCCAAUGGCGACAUAAAGUACCUACGUGAUGUGGAGUCUGCUCACCAACUUACUGGCGUAGAUGGUAGGAUGACUCUGCAGUGGACCGCCGUGGCCCUGUUCCUCUAUGUGGAGGUCGGCCUCCUCGUCAUCCUCUGUUUACCCUUCAUCUCAGCCAAGAGGUGGCGGAUUAUUUUUCAGCUGAGGAUCUGGAACUUCAUGGCGAGGUUUUGGAACAAGGUGUUUCUCACCAUGAUCGUCAUCCUUAUUGUUCUCUUCCUUGACGCCGUCCGUGAGGUGAGAAAAUACUCGGGUAGAGAUCUGGGCACUGAUGCCAAGCUGCAGCCAAACAUGUUCGACCACCUGCACAUGAAGCUUUUCAGGGCCCAGAGGAACCUCUACAUUUCUGGUUUUGCAGUCUUUCUGUGGCUUGUUAUGAAGCGAGUGAUCACCCUGAUUAACCAGCUGGCCUCCGUGUCUGAGAAUACAGCUGCCCUUCAGACGCAGGCGGACAACGCUAACCAAGCUGCCAAGAAAUACAUGGACGACAACGAGCAGCUGAAAAAGGCUCUGAUGGAAGGGAAGGGCGAUAAGGCAACUGCAGACGGGAUGGAGCUGCUGAGAAAGGAGGUGGAGAAGCUGAAAGGAGAGCUGAAGACCACAGGAGAUGCUCUGAAGCAGUCUCAGUCAGCGGCAGAUGUAAUGAAAAAGCAGACUGAUGGCUUGGCCAGAGAGUACGACAGACUGCUGAAAGAACACCAGGCGCUCCAGAAUCUUCAAGAUGCUGGGAGUAAAAAGGACGACUAGAAAUAAUAGUACAGUGAUGCCUUGUUAAGUAUUUACACAGCAGUACACUCCAAACACAACAUGGCCACUGCAACACAUCGUUUUAUGUUUUGAGGCACGGUGUAUAUCACAAAAACUGGCUCCUCAGAUGUACGCUGUAAAUCUUUGGGUGAUAUCAGUCAUUCUUUUUAAUCAAUAAUAGUUUUUAUUGGGGCACUUGACGGGCUUAAAGAGAAUAAGUGAUAUUGAUGCUGUUCUGCCUGGCACAGUGUGACUGGGGCUUCCUUUACACCCACUAGUGGCCAACUGGGAGAAGUCAGUCAAUGACUACAAAGUUUGAUGAGAGAGCACACACUAUGUAUGUUAAUCAUCAGCAUUGUCAUCAGUUGUGUCUUUCAAAGCUUGAGCACUUUAUUAUUGUGAGAGCGAUGAAUGUGUUGUGCUACACUUCCAGAACCUACUGCAGUAUGUAAAUGUGGUGUUUUUAUAUUUAGCUGCAGUCAGAAGUCAUCGGUAUGUUCAGCCAAAAUUCUGUGUCUUUAAUGCAAGUAGCUGUGAAUCACAGAGAUUACACUUAGUUCUCAUUUUUUCUCCUGUACUUGGAACCUGUGCAUGUGAAUGAACAUCUGCAGUAAUCUGUGAACAUCUGUGAAGAAUUCCAAAUAUUCGUAGGAUUGAACCUUGAAUAUCAUUGUAUUUUAUUUACUUUUUCACUUUUUGAGCUUAAAAUAAAGUCGACUCAAUGAGAUCACGGAUAAAAGUUCAGCUCUGUGUUUGUUUUGGAGCCAGAAAAGUCAAGCUUCUUUUACACGUGUUGCACUGCAAGUAGCUUGUUGGUGUGUUUGUUUUUAUCUGUAUGGGUUGCACAUGGAGUUGUCUAGUGUGACAGAGGCGGUGGGACUCUUUCUCUGUUUUACGUUGCUGUGACGAAAACCUUAGUUUACAAUCGCCAGGUGUUUCUGUGUUUUUUUGCUAAAUCAUUCAUCACAGUUUCUGGGUCAUAAAACCGCAAAAAUAGUUCGGUUGUGUUCCGAUUCUGUUGUAGGCAGAAAUACAUUGGAACCUGUUUUGGCAGUGCCUUUAUUUGUUUAGUAAAGAUAACUUCCUUGUUCUGUGCUCUAUAAUAAUAAAAAAAACGUGACUAUUCCA
This is a messenger RNA of Betta splendens (Siamese fighting fish), 2796 nucleotides long. Its product is annotated as tRNA-dihydrouridine(20a/20b) synthase [NAD(P)+]-like. Gene Ontology annotation, molecular function: tRNA dihydrouridine synthase activity; flavin adenine dinucleotide binding. The transcript is spliced from 12 exons. NCBI's taxonomy places the organism in Eukaryota, Metazoa, Chordata, Actinopteri, Anabantiformes, Osphronemidae. Bases 265 to 1668 code for a protein of 467 amino acids. The record is from RefSeq and is a predicted model, not a curated record. Gene Ontology annotation, biological process: endoplasmic reticulum to Golgi vesicle-mediated transport; tRNA processing; intracellular protein transport. Gene Ontology annotation, cellular component: endoplasmic reticulum membrane; endoplasmic reticulum.